Messenger RNA from Acanthamoeba castellanii str. Neff, 2778 nucleotides. RefSeq names its product von Willebrand factor type A domain containing protein. The transcript has 13 exons. NCBI's taxonomy places the organism in Eukaryota, Discosea, Longamoebia, Acanthamoebidae. The coding region runs from base 1 to 2778 and encodes 925 amino acids. The record is from RefSeq and is a predicted model, not a curated record.
AUGCAGGUUGCAAAACGCCCCAGACUUGUCCGGCCCGCGUUUGGCCUCCGGUGUCGCUGCGGCCACGUAGCACGAAGCACUGGGCGGGCGCAGGCCCUCCAGUACCGUGAAGAAGAGGAGCCGCACACCAACAUCCCGCUGGUGGGCGUGAAGGCGUCGGCCACCAUCACGGACGUAGCGUGCGAGGUGACCCUCGUUCAGCGCUACAGGAACGACGAAGAGGUGCCGCUCGAGGUCGGCUACACGUUCCCGCUGGACUCGCGCGCGGCCGUGUGUCGGUUCGAAGUCGAGCUCGAUGGCAAGCGGGUGGUAGGCAGCGUGCUGCCCCACGCCCAGGCGCGCGACGCCUACGGCGAUGCCAUCGCCGAAGGCAGUGGCGCCUACCUCCUUGAACAAAAGAAAGAAGAGAUAUUCCAGAUGAACGUGGGCAACCUGCCGCCGGGCAAGGAAUGCACUAUUUACAUCACGUACGUGGCCGAGCUACCGCUCGAGGGCGAGAUGGUGCGGUUCACGCUGCCCACCACCAUCGCCCCGCGCUACCAGGGCCAAGGCACCACGGCCAGCGAGCGCGAGGCACUCAAGGAAGUCACCACCAUGUCGUCGACCUCUUCUUCUUCGUCAUCGUCCAAGCCCUACGGCCUCGAGUUGGACAUCGCCAUCGAGAUGCCGUCGCCCGUUCUCAGCGUUGAGUCUCCGUCGCACCCGAUCAGGUUCCAGCUGAACGGCGAUACGCCCACGAAGGGGCGCGUGACGCUGGCCACGCAGGAGACCGCGCUGGACCGCGACUUCGUGCUGAUGAUCCAGCAGAAGGACGCCCACCAGCCGGGCCUCUGGGUCGACAGCGAGCGGCAGGCCGUGAUGCUCUCGCUCUACCCCAAGUUCAUCGAGGUGGAGCAGAAGCGCGAGUUCAUCUUCCUUCUGGAUCGCUCUGGCAGCAUGGCGGGUUCGAGCAUGAACGACGCCAAGAACGCGCUGCAGCUCUUCCUGCGCAGUCUGCCCGAGGGCUGCAAAUUCAACAUUGUGGGAUUCGGCUCCAAGUACGAGUUCCUCUUCAGGCAAUCGAGGGCCUACGAUGACCGCAGCCUGCAGGAGGCCAGCGACGCGGUGCCUCGGAUGAACGCAAACAUGGGCGGCACGGAGCUACUUGCGCCCAUCACGGAGAUUCUCGAAGACCACUCCGACCCCUCCUACUCGCGCCAGAUCUUCGUGCUGACCGACGGCGAGGUGUCCAACACCGAGGCCGUGCUUCGCACCAUUCGUGAACGAACUGGCCGGAAGAUGUCGGACGAGGUCAUGAGCGCCGUUGAGAGAGGCGUGUGCACAUAUCAAGGAGCCCGGCACUUUGCGGACCAGUUCUGGUAUCACUGUAAGACCUGUUACAGCAGCGACCCGAUGUCUGGCUGCUGCGUGGUGUGCAAGGAGGUGUGCCACAAGGAUCACGACCUAGAGCCGCGCUACGGGCGCAAACCCAUCUCGUUGCCGCCCACGGUGCAAUUGCGCGUGUUCGCUCUGGGCAUCGGCGCUGCCGUAUCGCGCGAGCUCGUGCUCGGCAUGGCUGCAGCUGGCCGCGGAACUGCCGAGUUUGUGGUGCCGGGCGAGCGCCUCGAAUCCAAGGUGGUGCGCCAGCUCAGGCUGGCGAUGCAGCCUUCCGUCGAUGACGUGACCGUCGACUGGGGCGCCGGCUGGGGUCCCGUGCUCGCCCAGGCUCCGGAGACCCCGCCACCCCUGUUCGACGGCACCCGCCUGUGCCUCUUCGGUCUCGUCAAGCCCGACGCCGCCUUGCCGCAGGGUGCGGAGGAGCCCGUGCAGGUGUCCUACACCUCGCCGGCGACGAGGGAGAGGGAGACGCUGGAAUUCCCGCCGGCCGCAGCCGCGACGGCUUCGACGUCGGUCGUGCGCACGCUGGCGGCCAAGCACCGGAUCAGCGAGCUCGCCCAAAAGGAGGCCGACGCAUUCCGUACCGAGAAGGACAAGUUCAAGGCCGAGAUCGAAGCCCUCGGCGUCAAGGACGAACGCGACGAAGCCACACAGGGCACCAUGCAGAGGCGGGUGGUUCCCAGCUACAACGUUAGCGGAGCGCUGUUCGGGGCCGCGUUUGGAGGAGGCGGAAGAGGAGGCGGGCGUGGAGGGCGCGGAGGUAGUCGUGGCGGCAGUCGUGGCGGGAGGGGAGGAGGUCUAGGAAGUGGCGGUCGCGGUGGCUUCGGCGGAGCUGCUGCCUACGGUGGUUCAGGCUACGGGGGCCAGGGAUUCCGAUUCGACGAAGCCGACCGGACAGACCACCGCGACAGAGAACGAUCGCGCUCGCGCAGUCCAACGCGCGAGGUUGGCGUCAAGCGUAAGCGCGGGCGCGCGCGCCAGAGUGCCUCCAUUGACGAAGACGAAGGAGAGAACUUCGAUGAGAUGCAGAUCGACCGGGCGCUGGCGGGCGCCCAAGGCGAGAAGAACGGCCACGGCCAGCUGGCCCGGCUGGUGGUACUUCAACGCGCCAACGGAUCGUUCGAGCUCAACGACAAGCUGGCUCAACUCAUCGGCGUCUCCUUGAGCGAGCUGCACGCGAAGCUGCGCCGCAUCUGCUCGGGCGAAGCGAGCGAAGGCAAGCAGCAGCAGGUGUGGGCCACGGCGCUGGCGCUGGCCUUCCUGGAGAGCCGGCUGGGCGCCAUCGCCGACGACUGGGCUAUGAUGGCGGACAAGUCGCGCCGGUGGUUGCGUCGCGAGACCGCAGCUGACCGUGCGCUGGCCAAUGUCGACUGGCUCAACGAAGCCAAAAAGGCCCUCUAG